Lactuca virosa is the source of this 294-nucleotide messenger RNA. NCBI's taxonomy places the organism in Eukaryota, Viridiplantae, Streptophyta, Magnoliopsida, Asterales, Asteraceae. The record is from the annotation of a GenBank genome assembly.
AUGACUAAGAUCACUCACUGCUUCCACACGGGCAAAUCGUCAUUCCUCGACUCCGAUUUCUUGAGCUUCGUUUUUCAGCUUUCACUUAUUCAGAUUCUCGAUUUAGGGUUCUUUUUCUCUUCGCCAUUGUUGCUGCUGCCGUCUGCGUUCCUCGUCGCCGGUGUUAUUGCCGCCGCAUUCGUCGCCGGUGCUGCCGCCGCCGCCGUAGAUCGGAUGAGUUGUUAUCGCUUCAAUUUCGUGAUCUCCCUCCAACGUUCAUUUUCGGAGAACCUAGACCCCUUUUAUGAACGAUAA